Messenger RNA from Musca domestica (house fly), 6353 nucleotides. RefSeq names its product protein 4.1 homolog (gene cora). Gene Ontology annotation, cellular component: plasma membrane; cytoskeleton. The transcript is spliced from 17 exons. The coding region runs from base 901 to 6276 and encodes 1791 amino acids. Gene Ontology annotation, molecular function: structural molecule activity; actin binding. Lineage: Eukaryota; Metazoa; Arthropoda; Insecta; Diptera; Muscidae. The record is from RefSeq and is a predicted model, not a curated record.
GUUCAGUUCAGUCAGUUCGAGUAUAUUGUUCGUGUCGUGCGUUUGUACUUUUUUCAGUUAGCGAAUGUGAAAAAAGUAAGCAAAACCAAGCAACCAACAACAAAAACCAAAAGAAAAAAAUUUAGAAGGCAUUCAACAAAUCUUUAUGCCCUGUCGUCUUCUUGAAUUUAUUGAAAACAAACGCUGCAAAAAAAUAUUUAACAAAAACGAAAUUAAAAAAACGACGCGUCUAAGAAAUUGAAAAAAAAAAUAGAAAUCUAAAGAAGUGUCAAAUACCCAUUCUUUGAGAUUGUUGUGUUGAUUUUCACAACAAAAAUGCCUAGCUAGUGUUUUGUGUGGAUUUCCUCCCAAUCUAUUGCAUGAAGAAAAACGGAAAUCUAUCAUUAACAACAACAAGAAGAAGAAAAAUAAUAAUCAAAAAUUGUUUAAUUGUUACAGGCAAACAAAAAAAUAAAUUGUGUGGGAAAUUUGCUUGAAGCUUAAAAGAAAAACCCAAGCCAAAUCAAAAUAAAUGCGAGUGAACUAAAGAAUAGAAAAUUCAUCAGCAACAACCACGUACAGCAACAACAAAAAAUCUACACAAGAUUUCAACUUUAAUUUUUUUCUUUAACAAAAAAAGGUAAAUAAUUGAAAUUCCAACACAUUAUCGAUACAAAACUCCUAUGCCUGUUUAGUAUUCAUUUUGUCAUUCCCGUCAGCAUUUAUUUACGAACCAAAUAAAAAAUUAAAAAAAAAACAAUUCUCAACAACUGCAAGAUUACUCAUCGAUCCCUCCCAUAAUCUAAUUCAUAUAUCUAUGACCAAUUGUCCGAAUCAUUUCAAAUCGUAAAACGUCACGUCUGAAACGGAAUCAACAACAAUAAUAAAUUAGAAAACAAAACGAAGUAAAAACAACUGAAAAUGCCGGCGGAUACCAAGACAGCAAAUGCCGCCGAUGCGGAUACCACACCCACAAAGGGUAAGAAGUCCAGUAAUUCCAAGGCCGCCUUGGCCCGUGUUACCCUGCUGGAUGGCAGCAUCCUCGAUGUGACCAUUGAUCGCAAAGCCAAAGGCCGUGACCUGCUCAACUCGAUUUGUGCCGGUCUGAACAUUGUGGAAAAGGAUUACUUCGGCCUGACCUAUGAAACCCCCACAGAUCCAAGAAAUUGGUUGGAUUUGGAUAAACCUGUAUCGAAAUUCUUUGGUACCGAUCCAUGGUCUUUGCAAUUUGCAGUGAAAUUUUAUCCUCCUGAACCAUCACAGCUGCAGGAGGACAUAACCCGUUACCAUUUGUGUCUGCAGGUGCGCAAUGACAUUUUGGAGGGGCGUCUGCCAUGUACCUUUGUUACACAUGCCCUGCUCGGCUCGUAUUUGGUGCAAUCGGAAAUGGGUGAUUACGAUGCCAAGGAAAUGCCCGAUCGUAGCUAUUUGAAGGAUUUUAAAAUUGCCCCCAAUCAGACCAUUGAAUUGGAGGAUAAGGUCAUGGAUUUGCAUAAGACGCACAGAGGUCAACCCCCAGCUGAAGCUGAACUUCAUUACCUGGAAAAUGCCAAGAAAUUGGCCAUGUAUGGUGUGGAUUUACAUCCGGCCAAGGAUUCUGAAGGUGUGGACAUUAUGUUGGGCGUUUGUGCCUCCGGCCUGUUGGUAUACAGAGACAAAUUGCGCAUCAAUCGUUUUGCCUGGCCUAAGAUUUUGAAAAUCUCCUAUAAACGUCAUCAUUUCUACAUUAAAAUACGUCCUGGCGAGUUUGAACAACAUGAGGUGACCAUUGGCUUCAAGUUGGCCAAUCAUCGGGCCGCCAAGAAGCUGUGGAAAUCAUGUGUGGAACAUCACACCUUCUUCCGUCUGAUGACCCCUGAGCCACCAAACAAAUCAAGUUUGUUCCCCAGAUUUGGUUCGAAAUAUCGUUACUCGGGUCGCACUAUGUAUGAGAGUCGCAAGAAUCCAGUGGAUCGUGAUGCUCCCAAGUUUGAUAGGAGUUUGUCGGGUCGCCGCUUGACCUCGCGGUCAAUGGAUGCUUUGGCCCUGGCCGAAAAGGAGAAGGAUGCCCAGAAACGUCACACCAUGGGCCAUCCCCCAGAGCACAUACCCGAUUUGGAUUCGCCACGCAGUCGCAGUCCCUUGAAGAAGGACAAAAAGGAUAAGUUGAUACGUGAAUCUAGCACUGGUACUGCUUCGGCUUCUUCGCAGAGUUCCCUUGAAGGCGAUUACGAGACAAAUACCGGUGCUGCGGCCGAUGCUGCCUCAGCAGCAGCCGCCUUUGUGGGCCAUGAUCAGGCUGCCGCUGAAGCUGAAAAGGAAGCUAAAUUGCGUGAAAAGAAACAGAAGGAACAAGAGGAAAAGGAACGCAAGGAACGUGAAAAGAAGGAGAAGGAAGCCAAGGAGAAGGCUGCCAAGGAAAAGGCUGCCAAGGAGAAGGCUGAAAAGGCUGCCGCAGCAGGGGCUGGCAUGAAUGGCAAUGAUGAUUUGGAUGAUUCCCAGAGAUCUGGCAAGCAAAGGGGAGGUGGUUUAUUCUCUUCGGGUCGCAAGAGCAAGAGUGGUUCACCAGGCAAGGAUGGCAAAGAUAAGGCUGGCAAGGAUAAGGAUGGCAAAGAUAAAUCCGGCAAGGAUAAGGAUGGUAAAGACAAGAAAUUGGGUCAAUUGGAAUUGGUUAGCACAACUGGAGUGGGUUCUGGUGCCGAUGGCACUGGUAAGGAUCAGGGAGAUAAAUCACGUGAUUCCAAAUCACAAGGUUUCACCAAACCCUAUGAAUACACCGAUGGUGAUGGUGAGACAAGUCCCACACGUAAAUCCUAUGUACCCGGUGGUUUCCGUUAUGAUCAAGAUCCAAGUGGCGCCCAACGUGGCCGUGAUGGUCAAGAUCAAUUGUCGCCAACAUCACAACAAAAGAAAAUCGGUUUGGCAUUCAAUUAUGCCCCCGGAAAUGAAGAGGAUUUGAAGAAACAGGCCGAAAAAUUGAAAUCUGGCCAGUUGUCGCCACGUACCCGUGACAAGUUGAACAAGGGCCAAUUGUCGCCACGCACAAAGGCCAAGUUGCUGAAGGAGGCCAAUUUGUCGCCAACCACAAGAGCUAAAUUGCAAGGUAGUGCCGUGGAUGCUGCUGCCCAGCCAUUGAGUGAUGCCCAAAAGAGAUCCUAUUCGCCAUCGAAGAGUCCCACACAGGGUUAUACUUCCGGGGCUCCGGGUAGUUAUAAGCCCUUGGUGGAUCCCACAUUGGCCUUCUUGGAAUCGGAAAGAUAUAAUAAGGAACCAGGUUAUACAGGUCCCGAUGGUAAGGGUGUGGGAGCUGGAGCUGGAGCCGGUGCUGCUGGUGCUGGCGCUCUUGCAGGUGCUGGUAAGGAUGGUGCCGGCAAGGAUGCCGCCGGUAAAGAUGGACGUGCUGGCACAGCUUCUCCCAAAGCUGGCAAAUCACCCACCACCCCUGUUUCUCCCACAAAGGCUGGUGCUGGUUUGGCAGGAGCUGCCGGCGCUGCUGGUGCUGCUGCUGGUAAACCCAAAAAGAAGCGUGUCAAGAUUAUGGUCAUCACCUCCAAAUUUGAUCCCAGCAACAAGAGAAUCGAUGCCGAAACUGGCACUGUGGAUCAUUCCACUGGCAUUUUGGACCCCACCACCGGAUUGAUUGAUACCAAAUAUGGUGUUAUCGAUCCCAAGAAGGGUACCCUGCAGGCUUUGAAUACCAAAACCGGCAAGAACGAAAUCUAUCAGGGAGAGGUUGAUCCCAAGACCGGCAAUUUGCAUUUGGUCCAAGGUGUGGCUGAUCCUGCCACAGGCCGUGUCGAUGAGACUUUGGGUCAGAUCUUUGCCAUUACCCCACAAGAUGAUCCCGUUGUGGAAUUGACCGUCAUUACCAGCCGCAUUGAUCCUGCCACCGGCAAAGUGGAUGCCGUCAAUGGUGAGGUGGAACGUUCCUUGGGUGUUUUGAACAUGGAUUCCGGAUUGUUGGAUACCAAAUAUGGUGAAAUUAAUACCAGAACUGGAGAAUUGAAGACCAUCGAUCCCAAGACCGGUAAAAUGGUGGUGUCCAAGAAUUUGAAGGUCGAUCCCGGCACUGGACAAAUCACAAUUUUCGGUGUCAUGGAUCCCAAGACCGGAAAGAUCGAUCAAACCCAAGGUCGUAUUAUUGAGGUGGGACAACAAAUCGAUCCCAUUGUUGAGGUUACCUCCUUGGCUGGCAAAUAUGAUUCCAAGAAGAAUGUCAUUGAUCCCAAGACCGCCUUUGUGGAAACAUCCGGUGGCCAAUUCGAUCCCAAGGCUGGCAAGAUUGAUACCAAAUAUGGACAAAUUGAUUUGGUCCGACACACCAUUACCUUCACCGAUCCCAAGUCGGGUAAAACUGUUACCCGCGACAUUAAAAUCGAUCCCACCACAGGACAAAUUGUGCUCAAGAAUCAAAUCAAUCCCAAGAACAACAAACCCGACAAAGAUUAUGCCCGCAUAAUUUCGCUGCGCAUUGUCCAGCAACGUGUUGAUCCCAAGACCAAGGCACCCAUUAGCCAGGUUAGCUCGGCCAAGGACAAGGAUAUCAUUAUUGAUCCCAAAUCCAAUCAAAUUUGGAUGCCAACUGGCGCCGUUGAUCCCAACACCAAGGAGCCACAAUAUGUGUCGAGCAGUGUUGAUCCCAAGACCGGCUAUGUCAUUACCAUCUAUGGUUAUCUCAAUCCCAAGACGAAUGAAAUCAAGAAACAAACCAAAUUGGAUCCCAAUACCACGAAAAUUGAACCCACCUCCGGAAAGAUUUACACCGCCACCGGUGAUGUUGAUGCCGCCACUGGUGAACCCCUCUAUGCUGCCACCCAGGUUGAUCCCGAAUCCGGUGAAGUCUACACCAAAUUGGCCCGAGUUGAUCCUAAGACUGGCAAAAUUGUUAUUGUUCGCAUUUUGCUUAUCUCUAAGGUCGAUGAGCGAGGCCGUCCCGAGGAGAUUGAUCCAGAGACAUGUGAAAUUGAUCCGGUUUCCGGACGUGUCCUUAAAUUCUUUAACAAAACCGUUUAUGUUUAUAAUAUGAUUGAUCCCGUUACUGGUGAAAUUGUACAGGUUGACCCGAAUGAUCCACGAUUUGCUGGUGCUCGUACUACCGUCACCCACACCAUGACCUUGACUGGGGAGAUUGAUCCCGUCACUGGACGCAUUAAAAGUGAAUAUGGCCACAUUGAUCCCAAUACUGGAGACAUUGAUCCUGCCACAGCCAUCAAGGACCCGGUGACCGGAAAAUUGAUUUUGAACUAUGCCCAAAUUGAUCCAUCCCACUUUGGCAAACAGGCUCAAGUUAGUACAACCACCGAAACUGUGCCCAUUACCCGGGAACAAUUCUUUGAUGGUGUCAAGCACAUGGGUAAGAAUGCCUUGCGUCGUGAUUCGGAGGCCAGCUCGGAAGAUGAUAUGACUGGAAAAUAUGAAUCGGAAAUUGUGAAAGAUGUUGUCAUGUCCUCGAGUCCAAAGAAGAGUGCAACCUAUAAUUUGGGCAAACAUGUCAGUACCCCGACGGUGGUGAAGACAACCACAAAACAGGUGUUGACGAAAAACGAUGAUGGUGUAACGCAUAAUGUGGAGGAAGAGGUGCGCAAUUUGGGUACCGGCGAGGUGACAUACUCUACACAGGAACACAAGGCUGAUGCCCCAGCUGUUGAUUUGACAAGUGGUGCUUAUGUUACCGCCACUGCGGUAACAACACGUACUGCCACCACCCACGAAGAUUUGGGCAAAAAAGCCAAGACCGAACAAUUGGAAGAGAAGACCGUGGCCACGACACGAACCCACGAUCCCAAUAAACAAGAACAACGAGUGGUUACCCAGGAAGUAAAGACAACAGCUACAGUGACAAGUGGAGAUCAGUAUCCCAGACGUGAUAGUAUUUCCUCGACAAGUUCAGGCGAUUCGGGUACACCCAUUGAUGGUCCCGAUGAUGGAUCUACGGCAAUUCACAGUACCACAGUAUAUAAGGAAUCUCCAUUGUAUAAAACAUCCGCCUUUAACAAUGCCACCGCUACCACCACCACCAGCCCUCACAUUGAACAGACCCGCGUCAUUUUAGGUGAAAACUCUCCCGGCUAUGGCGGCGAAGGUGAAAUUGUCUCCACCCAAACUGUGAGCAGCAAAACGCGCACCGUCGAAACGAUAACAUACAAAACCGAACGAGAUGGCAUUGUCGAGACCCGAGUGGAACAAAAGAUCACCAUACAAUCCGAUGGUGAUCCAAUCGAUCAUGACAGAGCCUUAGCUGAAGCAAUUCAAGAGGCCACAGCUAUGAAUCCCGACAUGACAGUGGAGAAAAUUGAAAUCCAACAACAAACCCAAUAGAAAUAGUAACACAAUCGUAGAAAUUUUAGAAUAGAUGGAAACAAAUGCUUUUUAUAUAAUUAUAAUAAUGAUGAUGA